Babesia sp. Xinjiang is the source of this 4518-nucleotide messenger RNA. RefSeq lists its product as uncharacterized. NCBI's taxonomy places the organism in Eukaryota, Apicomplexa, Aconoidasida, Piroplasmida, Babesiidae. Gene Ontology annotation, cellular component: nucleus; cytoplasm. Gene Ontology annotation, biological process: protein deubiquitination involved in ubiquitin-dependent protein catabolic process. Bases 1 to 4518 code for a protein of 1505 amino acids. The record is from RefSeq and is a predicted model, not a curated record. The transcript has a single exon. Gene Ontology annotation, molecular function: cysteine-type deubiquitinase activity; K63-linked polyubiquitin modification-dependent protein binding.
AUGCGUUACAAGAAACUGGAUACUGUGGUGUNUGGUGCCGAUGCCCUGUGCUAUGUUGACAAAAUGUUCAGCAGGGGACUGACCCAGUCCGAUUUCGUGGUGGUCUACGAGCUGCUGUGCGGGAUCUUCCCACUGUCCACGUUGCCGUAUGAAGGGACCCACCCCUGGGGCGCUUUGCUCACCAGACACAUUGUCCACCGGGAACGCAGUAACACAGUGCUGGUGUCCACUCUCGAGCUACUCAGUACCGAUGUCUCGUUGGGACCACAGCUGCCACGGGUACCCACGGACGUGCUACAUAAAAAGUCACUCUCCGCCAUCCUCUCGAGGGUACAGCAACAGCACCCGUUCCAGAAGUUCCUCGUGGAGCUGCAACGGACACUGCAGAGGCUCGACCAACGUGGCUGUAUACAUUGGACAGACACUCACAGGAGGUACCACAUGUACCAAUAUGUCAUAAGAGGGAAUCAUGUGGUUCAAAGUGGUACCAAGUUGGUCCCAUGGUCAUUCGUGACAUACUCCAGUGACUACUGUUGUGGUGUCAUGGAGGUUGUUCCCUGCACUGUCGGUGAUGCCCAGAUAGAUGACGUGUUCAUCCACGGGAUGGCUAACAUGUUACUUGGUGACGUUGUUGGUGACAUGGUAAAGGUGAGAGAAGGGGGCCAAAGAAAGUUCCCACUUGCACUGGAUCACCACUGGAUAAUGCAAUUUGAGGAGGCAAGGGAACUUGUUGAACGACUAAAAAAGGAUUUUGACCUGGUGGACACAACGAGUGUGACCUUAGUAAAUUGUGAUCUAUUGGUGUUAUUGAAGGAGAAACUGGUAAAGUUGUACCACAAAGACGGCAGUUUCCUGGAAACAGCUAUAAGAAGUGUGCUACGCAAGGCCAACUCGGUUGGUCAUGGGGAAGUGCAACAGUGCUGGAGCUACAUCUUCGGGAAACUGGGCGGGGUAGAGUGUCUCAUUGGUAUGGACCAGCUAGUGGAAUGUUUGGUGUCAAGUAACGGUAUCGACACUCUGUUGUCAUUGAACCCGUUUGUAGAUAGUCCCAAGGAGCUGUUGGCAAUGGUAGCUGCCGUGAUGAUGACCGUGAACAGACGUUGUGUCACUGCCAAAGCGAUAUCGCAGGUGUCACAAAUAAUUGAUCAAGUAGAAAGGGGUGUCACAAAAGACACACUUUGCAGUUCCAUGGAUGUGCUUUGUGACCAACUGUGUGUUACUAGACAUUAUGUCAAGGUGUCUGGUGACAAUGGCAAUGUGAAAGCAGUGAUGGACCCCAGGCUCCUUCUGUUCGAGUUCAGCAAUGACUUGGUGCUACGUAAGACGCAGGUGGAACUGCUCAAAGAGUUCUGUGAAGCAGUGGAGAGGGGUGAGAGCAGGUGCCACCAGAUGAUCAUGGGUCAAGGCAAGACCACUGUGGUGGGACCACUACUCUCGGUGAUGUUGGCGAAUGGAAGACAAUUGUUCGUGCAGGUGUGUCCGAGUGAGCUUCUAGAGUUCACCAAGAACGUUCUGAGAGAGACCUUUUCAGCGGUCAUCCGUAAGGGAGUGUUCACACUGCACUUCAGCAGGUACCACCGAGCCACGCCCGAGCUGUACCUCAAGUUGCUCCAAGCUAGAGAGACGGGGUCCAUUGUUGUCUGCACACCUACCACUAUCAAAUCCAUCUUCCUCAAAUGCAUCCUGUGUUACUACAAGUUGAGAGAGGGUACCGUCCCAGAGGGUACCGUGGCCAGGGUGACAAGGAUCCACCAGAGGUUGUCCAAGAUAUGGAACAUGAGGUAUGUCGGGGGUGUGGAACAGAGUCUGGAUGACAUCUAUCGUGACACGCAGCUGGAGUUGGAUGUGCUGCUAAGGAUCCUGGAACUGUUCUCCAGUGGCAUCCUGCUGAUGGACGAGAUCGACCUGCUGUUGCACCCACUGAAAAGCGAGCUGCAUUGGCCAAUUGGCAGUAAACAGCCGUUGAAACAACUGGAGGGGAGUGACCACGAGAUACGUUGGUUGUUGCCAUGGUAUGUCUUGGCGAUGGUUGUCAAUGGUGGACACCAAGAACUAGAAAGAUGUAUCCGGGACGGUGUCGACCAAUGCCAUGUGACAAUGUCACCACACAUGGUCAUACUCAAUAUGCAGUGGUACCGAGACAAGCUGUUGCCAAUACUGGAGGAGUUGACAAAGGAGUAUCUGGAGAAGUACAUGUUGUUGACACAGAUGGACGCAGUGUUGUACACUAGGGAAUGGCUACGGACAACGUUGCCAUAUAUGCUGUCGAAAGUGAAUUUGGUUAAUUAUGGUGUGAUAAAGGAGGAGCAAAUCAGCAGUGUUAGUGUACCGUUGACAAGACGUACUCUAGCUGUCCCCUUCGUUGGCAAAGGCACCCCCAGUAGCCACUCGGAGUUCUCACACCCAGACGUUUUAAUAGGUUUCACGAUGUUGAGCUACAUGUACCAAGGUCUGAGAAGGUGUGACUUUGUGACUGCACUGAGGCACCUUGUGUCGAGGUUGUACACAGAACCCGGGACUGUACAAGAUCGACCUGCGUACACGUUGUUCUGUCAGUGGGUUGAAGGAGCUGGUGGCAGAAUGCGUUGUAGUAAAAGGAAAAAAGAAGUAAGGUAUUAUUAUCUGAAGAAUGUUUUACAAAGUCAUGUUGGUGACACUGUGCUGUGGGACAUUAAUGAUGACAUACCUACUUUGGAUGUUGUUAACGUGGAUGAUAGGGAGCAGGUGGAUCUGUUGUAUCAAUUGUUGCGACGUGAGUUGGAGGUGAUCAAAUACUACCUGUGCGAGAUACUGCUGCCAGCUGCGAUGGAACACACGAGGUUGCAGGUGACCGCGAGUGCGAUGGAACUGGGUACUUCCAUGUUGUUCCCAGUGAGACUGGGGUUCUCGGGGACACCGUCACAGCUGUUGCCCAGGGAGAUGGGUGGAUGUCAUUACAGUCGUGGUGUGGAUGCUCGCAUCAUAGAUGUGUUAUGUGACCCUGGUGUGGUCAUGGGACCCACUGUGUUGGAGACGGGGUGGACCAGUGACACUGUGCUGGACCUGGUGGCAAGGCACCCAGAUCGACCUCUAGCACUGAUCGACACAGGUGCUCUGAUUAGCAAUAUGAGCAAUCUGGAGGUGGCCAUGGAGUUGUUACGAAGGGGUCUGGAACACGUGGACGGAGUUGUCUAUAUGGACCAGGAGGACAGACAGAUGGUGUUGCUGAGGGACCGUUACAGGACCUCUUUAUUGACACACUGCGGGAUACCACCGGAACGUAGGUUCACGUUCUACGACCAGGUACACGCCACGGGACAGGACAUCAGACAGUGUGCCACGGCGAUGGCGAUGAUCACAGUGGGUCCCAACAUGACCUACAGAGACUACUCCCAAGGGGCAUGGCGGAUGAGAGAGGUGGGUCGGGGACAGACAUUGCACCUAGUGGUGCCGAGAGAGUUGGACAGAGUGAUCGAGAUGGACCAAGGAAAGGCACAGUUGAAGAUAGUACAAUGUCUACAGUGGUUGGUUGUCAAAGGUGUGUUGGAGGAUGUGAGACUGAAGACAGUGUUGGAGGAACAACAACGAGAGAAUGCGGUGAGAAAACAAGCAUUUGUUAAGAUGAUAGAAACACGUGACGAUGAGUGUGCUAUUGACACAUUCCUAGAGUACAAAGAGUACGGGGUGGGUGAGAUGGAGUUGGAGACGUUACAUGAACAGGAGAUGGAACUGUUGGAGGUGGUCGAGGAAGAAUGUACACACCAGAAACAACAGAUGCAGCAGGAAGAGUGUGAAACGGACGACGAGAGACCUGUUCCACACAAGUACAACAGGACGGACGAAACGGUUGUACAUUGGCCACUGGACAGGUUGCACCAGGAAGGUCACGGGUUCACCAUGUUGAGAGACUUCUAUGUCUACAGGAAGGAUAACAAACGUUUGACGAUGCCGUUCCCAGAGUGGCUCCAAUUCAGCCCGAAUUACUACAAGAUGACAUGGAGCAACAUGGGUCAUCGUAGAUUGAAGAACGUGGUGGUUGUUGUGGACGUCCUGGGUAACGGGACAGGUACCAUCUGGGGACAGGGACCGAUGGACAAACAGGAUGCAGAGAUUGUGGAAUUGUAUUUGGGACACUAUACACAACAAACACGCUUGGACUGUGAAAGGUCAUUGUGUAUGUUGGAUGCGGGACGUAGGUUCGUGGUGGUCACCCUGGCCGAAGCCGAGGCUAUACGGGGGUGGAUACACCACAGACGGAUGGACACAGCCAUGGCACUGCGUAACCUAGGGGCACAUUUCGAGCCGUUCGAUGAAGGUGGAAAAUAUGCAACCACGGGUUGGGACAAACUGUUGGCGAUAGUCGGCGUGCAACCGAGGGUGGCAAGGGCCUGUCUCAAGUGGUUCAACUCGGAACAUGGGUACACAGACGCAGAACGUGGGUUACUGAAACAUGUAUUUAAAGGGGUACCACAGAAAGCAUGUGAAGAAUACUUUGUCAGUCUGAGUGACACUAGGUGUUGUCCCAAACGUGUGGUGUAG